Acanthoscelides obtectus is the source of this 681-nucleotide messenger RNA. Lineage: Eukaryota; Metazoa; Arthropoda; Insecta; Coleoptera; Chrysomelidae. The record is from the annotation of a GenBank genome assembly.
UGCAUGCUUCUCGCGCUUUUCUUUCCUACACAUUACGACGUCAGUGGUAUAUGGACUUCUCUGCCGCAUAGGGACUUACGAAGUCUGGUCUACUGCAAUGGCAUACGGUACAGUGAAAAUGUCAAAGACUGGGACUUUCUGUGGAAUCAGUACGAGUCUAAUGUAACAUCUGAACAAGAAGCUAUUCUUUCAGGAUUAGCCUGCACAAAAGAUCCAUCGCUUUUAAAAAGACUUUUACUUAAAACAAUCGAUGACUCUACAAAGAUGAGGGCACAAGAUGCAUGGACAGCGUUCAGCUCGAUCUAUAGGUCUAGUUCAGAAGGUGUAGAUGCAGCUGUAGUUUUCUUUGCGGAGAAUUACAAUAAAAUUGUUGAAAAGUACAAAAGUAUGUUGGUCAUAGGAGACCUGCUGGUCGACGCGGCAAGUAGAGUGACAAAUGACCAAAGUCUUGCAAGCCUCAUGGCUUUUGUCGAAGAGGCAAAUAAAAUGCACAAGGAAAUCGCUCCUAAAGCCGAGGAAGCAGUCAAAUCUGCGGAGACAAAUUUGAAAAUGAUCAGGAACUGCAAGAGCGACAUAAACAAAUAUUUUUAUAAUACUGCUUGCAAAAGUAGUGUGAGCAACUUUUUGGGGCUUUUUUGUAUCGCAUUUUGUAUCGUACGGUUGUUUUAACCUGGAGAUACA